AUGUGGGCUGAUGCACGUCCUUUUACAAAAGAGUCGAAGAGCUUUUCCGCCGUUAGUUGGCGUCUUCAAAAGCGUCUUGAGGAAGUUGUCACAGCAUCUGUCAAAUGUCUUGCUUGGUCUCAAGAGUCAUUUUUCUCUGAACUUCCUUCUGGCCUGUUAUGUGCCGCUCGGGAUGGCACAUUAACACUUCUGCGAUCCAGCGCUUCGGAAUGCGAGGACACUCCAAAAUAUUCAUCCACAGAGCCACGUUUCAGUGUCGAUUGUGAGUCGCUGAAGUCGGAAUCAUUAUCGGAGAACUCUUUGCCGAAAGAAACCUCUUGUUCCGAAUCAACUCAAGUCACAUGGAAACCAGUGUGGAUGGGGAAGGUUCAAGGUGAAUCUAGUACGGACAGUGACACAUCCGCCUCGACCACUCUAACCGAUCAUCUCGCCGUGAUCGACCAGAAAUUUGCCGUUCUUUUGGGAGAAUGGCAACACGCACCGGAUGUGGUUUUGGCGAUUCAUCCAGAGGACGGUAGUUUGAUAGUUUGGUAUGUGCAUGGCUUGGAUUUAUCCGUUCCCAAUCCAAACGGGAUACAAACACAACACGUUCGCCUGGUCGAGGAGUUCGGUGGUCGCAGCAAUGUUGAAUCGGUUUUCAUAAAUACCCCUAACUUGGGUACUCAGUACUCACAGGUUACGGCCAGUUUGCGUUCGCGUUUACACGAGGCAUUCCCAUUAUCCGAGGCACAGUCCAUCGUGCCAGGCGGUUUAUUCUUUUAUUUGACGUCGGCACCUAUGAACCGGCAUCAGUUACAACUGGCUAGGGUGGGACCUCAUGAAAGUCACAGCGAACUAAUCUUGUGGAGUGUGGGUCCAGUUGGUCCAUUGACGCGCUCGGCCAGUGGUGGUCCAUCCGCGGAGCUGCUGUGCUCGCGCUGUGAUCAUAACAAUGAAAAACAUGAGCCUGUGUCUCCAGUUCCACCUAUGGAUUCGAUGGAGGCAACAGUGACCGAUCUGUUCACCCAUGGAGGAUGUUCAUUUCAGGGUGGUUUGUCUGAAGUAGCUCGCAUAGACGUAUCCCAUUCAUCUAAAGCCCACACUUGGUUCGACGAUCUUGCCUGGUUCCCUUGCCUUCUGACCACUUCUCUCACUCCUUAUCCAGUGGCUUUGUUUGUUGGAAGUGUAACAUCAGAGUUGGAUGGAACGGAGCAACUUGGUUGUUUUCUUGCAUUAGCUGAUGCCGGAAGUAGUGUCUGUCAGAAGACUAGUAGUGUCGUACGACCUAUGGAUUUUGCGAGCUCCGAUACGGCUGGGUUUUUGGUGCAUCUCCGGGUUGUGUUACCGCACAGUUCUCGAUGCAGUCCACCAAUGUCAAAUGAAAAAGCCACCAGUUUAUCUCCGGAAACAUUAUUGUUUCACAUAUUCCCGAGGGAGCUGAUUCCGGGUGCAAAAGCCGAAGAUGAGAUCGAGGUACUAAAGUCCGGUAAGAAGAGUUCGAGCUAUUUCAUAGUUCGACUUACUCGUUGGGACUUGAAGUCAACGGAAUGCUCAACCAAGGAAAUCGGCACAUGUCAACUAGAAAUGUGGCGUAUCCGGGUAAUCGAGGCCGAUUUCAUUUUGGAUUCAGAGGUUGAUUCUCAGUCUUGUCCGACUCAACUAACAUCGUUCGACAACUUGCUGGAUGUUGAAAAGACAAUGCCUUCUAUUCAGUUGGACUGGGUCAGUACAGAAGAUGGAGGACAUUUAUUAUCUGUGAUGAUUGGGUCGCGGGUUGUAGUCUACGCGCCUACUUGCCAAAUUAUAUCUUACGGCUCUGGUCAUCAUCAGUUCCAGUCCACCUUGAUGACAACAUUGGGUGAAGUUUACCUGUCGUGGACGCGUGUGGCAUCUGCAAAAGUUCACAUAUCCGGCGGUGUUUCAAGCGAGCUGAAAUCCAUUGAGGGCCACCCAACGAUGAAUCUCGAUGUUUUGCAUACCUCGAAACAGCAUGGUUCAAGGCAUCGAAACGCUGUGUGGUUGCGUGAUGGUUUAUUACUGGUCGGUGCUCAGGCUGAAAUGUACGUGUAUAGUCAGUGGCCCAACACCAAGUCAGCCCAAAGCGUCGAGGGGGCUGAUGCAACCGACGAUUCCGCUGUGUCUGGUACUGCAAUGGAAACCAACACUCCAGUGACUACAAACGUGGACCAAGCUCGUUCGACGUCAGUUGAGAACCAUAGUAACAAAUGCGCUAUACCCACUCAAGUCGGUUCUUCCUCUGAAACACUCAACCAACCUUUGUUGAACAACUUGGGUCUUUUUGAAUCCAUCCAGAGCUCGCUCGGACCUGAUGUUCCGGGGACAAACUCGAGCUCGGGAGCGCCCGGUCUGUCCACCGGUAAUAACAACAGGGUGACUGUGAACCCAAACAAUACACUCGAGGCCCCGACGAUACCACCCCUGCCUCUGUAUGUGCUGCUUGCAGUGGACGAAUUGCGUUCAUCAGAUUUGAUGCAAGAUACAUCUGAACGUGACACUGCUUUUGACCCAAUGGAUGAUUUAAUUUCCAAGACUCCGACAGAUGAAGCAAAUUUGUUUAAAAUACAGGAGGAUGAUGCUAAAACAGAUCUGUCGGAUGAAGCGUUCCAUGAUUCAGACGAGCCGCUGAGUUCACACAGGAAGCGAUCGGAAAUGAAUCGCACCAAAGGAAGCGCGGCUGAACAGGCUGGACUGAGCAUGUGGUCUCUGAAACCCAACUCCUUGGCAGCCAUGAGUCGAUUUCUACCGGAAGAUGCCCGUCUGUUGACGGAAUUCUUGGCCACACAUCAACUUCCUGGUUUAUCUCCAUUGGAUCAAAUGUACUUAUUGGGUAUCGCCGACUUGAUGGCCAAUACUCAUACAGAGACGACAGAACGUUUAGCUGGUAUGCAAUCUGCAGCAAUGGACGUGUGUGUUCGGCGAUUAGAUGAAUGUGGACUCCGUUUUCUGCUGACGGUGCAACUGUAUUCUUACCUCAGCCGAACGCUGCCUCCUGCUCGACGCGCUCAGCUACUGAUUGCUCGGACCGCAUUCCAAACAACCAAGGAUCCUAUGGAGGCCGUUGUAUUCUAUUUGGCAAUGCACAAAGCCAAAAUGGUUGCUGGAUUGUUCAAAACCAUUGGAAACAAGACCCUGGAAAAUUUCUUCCGUUCCGACUUCGAACCGGGUCUUCCUGCUUGUCGACAGGCAAAACUCAAUGCAUUUCGCCUUCUCAGUCAGCAUCGCUAUGCUCAAGCAGCUGGCUUGUUUUUGCUCGCUGGUUGCCUAGACGAUGCUAUUCGUGUUUGUUUAGACACGUUGAAAGACUUGCAAUUGGCCGUGGUACUUGUGCGGUUGUAUACGAGCACCACACCUGGAUUAGAUAAUCGAGCUCCAGACUCUCCCUAUCCUCAGCUGCUGCGCAAACACGUAGUGACGCAUGAAGAUCCAUUCUUAAGAAGUAUGGCUUAUUGGACCUUGGGAGAUCCGUUAGCAGCACUGCAGACGUUACUCGAGGGCCCUAUGUUGUCGAUUUCUGAUAAUCAAAAAUUGGAUCCAUCUGUGUCUUCAGAACAGUUACCUGGUAGGAUUUCUAUCCAGAGUCCUCAGCAUCCGCAAUUGCUCGAACGGAAUACCAGUCUUGCUGGUCAAAGUACCCUGGCAACAGGCUUGGCUUAUCAUUCUGUCUAUCCAAGUGUAUUUAAGUUCUACACCUAUCUUCGCUCGCAUCCCUUGGUUCUGCGUCAGUGGCGUCUCAAUGCGCCCACGUCCGCUGACACGUUGGCCUUGCGGCGGCUCACCAGUUUAGAAAGGCGUCUUUAUUUCCGCACUGCACAUCACUAUUCCGCGCUGGGUUGUCCCACACUUGCACUGGAGGUCUUAACCAAACUGCCUCCACUGAUUGGCGAUGAUCAUUUUGACCGGCGUGGAAGUGUUUUCGAUCAAAGCCGACCGUCAAGGACGUCAAUUGCCUCUCAGCCAACGAGUCCGUCAAAAAAUCGCCCCAGCGAAACGGAUGUACCAGAUGACCUGUUUGCUUGGUCGACACAAGAUCCCUUCGUAACGACUGUGCGGAAUGAGUCAGAACAGUUUAAAAUUGAAUGGAGCGAUGAGGAUGAACCUGAUUCCCAGAACAAAUUAAUCGCCGCCCCCCGUGAUAAUCGGGGUCCUACACAGAUAUCCAGUCCGAAUGAUUCCCGACAAAGUGAGCCUGUGGAUCCGGAUACCUUGAAUUCAGACGAAAUUGUAGUGGACCUGAUUGCAAAUCAGUUGAAAUUUAUCGCCUGUCUAAAGAUACUCGCGGAAGAACUUAGCACGCUGGCUGCAGGUGCAGAGGUAAGUGGCUCAUUAUUCGCCUUUUUUAUUUCUAUUCCUAUCUUACACUUGGCAAAGUAUUGA
Messenger RNA from Echinostoma caproni, 4374 nucleotides. NCBI's taxonomy places the organism in Eukaryota, Metazoa, Platyhelminthes, Trematoda, Plagiorchiida, Echinostomatidae. The record is from the annotation of a GenBank genome assembly.